AUGGCAGCAGAAACGCUUACUCUUCGGCUUCCACUACAAAUAUCCGCGAGCAACAACACAAGAGAAGUGUGCAAACCACUAUGCAAAUCAAUGAGUUGUCCCGUUAGCGGAGAACAUUAUCAAGGCCUGUACCUCCACGAAGAACCAAUACGGCUGACGCGAGCAUGUGCCCGACUCUUCCAACCGAGCAUUCCCCCACCCGACGUCGCAAAGGCUUACGGGAAAUCACUCUGCCAAGAAGCUAGCAAGGAAGACGAAGAGAUCGUGGCAGCUUUCCAUGAGCUGCACACGGAGCCUCUCAUUGAUGAGAAGAUGCUUAGGUGGGUGGCUCCCCUUCCCCUGCGCGUUGACUUUGAUGCAGAUAGGAUAACGCCCGUCUUCCGAAACCAUGGGCCUCGUCACCCAUUCGGCUUCUCCAAUCCACCUGAUAGCAUCUGGCGAGCCUUUAGUCAGAUGAAGGCUGGCAAGGCCACGCUAUGGGAGAAAAAUGUUGUGGAAGUCUUCUCACCAACGAAUGCAUUCAUUGGCGUUGGUAAUGGUUGCGAUACGUCGGCAUUGGUAGGUCGCCGCAAGAACACGAUGGUAGAGAAGAGAAUUUCGCGAUACAUGAAGACAGAGGCGAGGAGGAACGGCAGGUCAAUACAAUAA
Bacidia gigantensis is the source of this 648-nucleotide messenger RNA. RefSeq lists its product as uncharacterized. The transcript has a single exon. Bases 1 to 648 code for a protein of 215 amino acids. Lineage: Eukaryota; Fungi; Ascomycota; Lecanoromycetes; Lecanorales; Ramalinaceae. The record is from RefSeq and is a predicted model, not a curated record.